Lycium barbarum (goji berry) is the source of this 1715-nucleotide messenger RNA. RefSeq names its product 8-amino-7-oxononanoate synthase. NCBI's taxonomy places the organism in Eukaryota, Viridiplantae, Streptophyta, Magnoliopsida, Solanales, Solanaceae. Bases 119 to 1528 code for a protein of 469 amino acids. Gene Ontology annotation, molecular function: pyridoxal phosphate binding. Gene Ontology annotation, biological process: biosynthetic process. The transcript is spliced from 11 exons. The record is from RefSeq and is a predicted model, not a curated record.
AAAGCAGGUUAACAAGAAAACUAAAAUCAACUUUCAUUUCCGUGUGUAUUUCACCUUUUGAGUUCUCUCAACUGAAAAGCUCACCCACAUCGUUCUUCACGCCCAACAUUGAAGGAAAAUGGGGUCUUGGAAUGAAUGGGUUGAGCUGGCGGUUGAGAAAUUGGAGUCCCUAAAACUCCUCCGUUCACUCAGACCAAUUCAUCUAUCCAAUGAUAAUUCAAACACCCAUGAGUUUGAGUUUGAAUAUUUUGAUGGUUUGAGAGAAUGGGAUAGAGCUUCAGUUGAAGUAGAGAUUUCAGAAACUACAUUCCUGAAAUGGCUUCAAGAUAUUCCCUCACCUGGAGACGACCUUGGUGGUAGUGGCAUAGCUUAUACUGAAGCAGGGGCAAGUGCUAGAAGAUUCAGAAAGUUAAUUCUAUUUUCUGGAAAUGAUUAUCUGGGCUUGAGUUCUCAUCCCACAGUUAUCAAGGCUGCAAUACAGGCAGUCCAAAAGCAUGGAAUGGGGCCUAGAGGUUCUGCACUAAUAUGUGGUUAUACGAAUUAUCAUCGGUUGUUAGAGUCAUCACUGGCAGAAUUGAAAAGCAAGGAGGAUUGCCUUCUUUGUCCCACAGGCUUUUCAGCCAAUAUGGCCUUUAUGACAGCUGUAGGCAAUGUUAGUCUGCUUCAAGCCAAAGGCAGUCAACCUUCACUAGAUGAAAGAGUUGCCGUUUUUUCCGAUGCCCUGAAUCAUGCGUCAAUCAUUGAUGGUAUACGCUUAGCUGAGAAACAAAAAAGCAUAGCUGCUUUCGUCUAUAGGCACUGUGACAUGCACCAUCUUAAUGAGUUAUUAACAAAUUGCCCAAUGAAGAAAAAAGUUGUCAUUACUGACAGCUUGUUUAGUAUGGAUGGAGACUUUGCACCGCUGGUUGAGCUUGUGAAACUCCGUAAGAAGCAUGGAUUUUUGUUGGCAAUUGAUGAUGCUCAUGCAACAUUUGUUUGUGGCAAAACCGGUGGUGGUGCAGCAGAGUUGUUCAACUGUGUUAGUGAUGUGGACAUUUGCAUUGGUACUCUGAGUAAGGCAGCAGGUUGUCAUGGUGGAUACAUAGCAUGCAGCAAGAAAUGGAAGCAAUUGAUCCAGUCCAGGGGCCGCUCUUUCAUAUUUUCAACGUCUACCCCCGUGCCCAUAACUGCUGCUGCACACGCUGCUGUCAUUGUGGCAAAAAAAGAGAUGUGGCGUAGAAGAGCCAUAUGGAACAGGGUUCGGGAUUUCCGUGAUCUGACUGGAAUUCCCAUUACAAGUCCCAUCAUUUCCCUUAUAGUGGGAAGCGAAGCGACAGCCUUGCAAGCUAGCAGGCAUCUUUUGGAAUUUGGUUUCCACAUAACUGCAAUAAGACCUCCAACAGUGGCCCCUAACUCAUGCAGGUUAAGGAUAACUUUGAGUGCAGCUCACACGUUAGAUGAUGUAAGAAAUCUCACAGCUGCCCUGUCACAAUGUGUCAACUUCAGCGAAAUAGGAUUCUACUGCACGAGCUGGAACGCUCGCCUUUAGCCUACAUUUCCUUGUCUUGGAUAAUUUUUUAAGGUCGCAUCAUGCAGUGUUAUAAAUAGCCAGGUGUAGUGCUUGUAGAACCCAAUUGAUCAAAGAUAGUGUAUUCUAUCAUGGUAUUAACAUGGUUUCUACCCACAGCCAAUGCAAUUUAGCAGCUGAUGGAAUUCAAUAGUUAAUUUUCACCUAA